Silurus meridionalis is the source of this 1614-nucleotide messenger RNA. RefSeq names its product galactokinase 1 (gene galk1). Gene Ontology annotation, biological process: carbohydrate phosphorylation; galactose metabolic process. Bases 141 to 1340 code for a protein of 399 amino acids. Gene Ontology annotation, molecular function: ATP binding; galactokinase activity. NCBI's taxonomy places the organism in Eukaryota, Metazoa, Chordata, Actinopteri, Siluriformes, Siluridae. Gene Ontology annotation, cellular component: cytosol; cytoplasm. The record is from RefSeq and is a predicted model, not a curated record. The transcript is spliced from 8 exons.
GGAAGGCUUUGGGUGUGACGUCCUAGAUGUAUUCAUGUAGUUGUGUGUUAAUUGUAACCCUUACAGACUCUUAAUCGUUAAAUUCGUUUUGAAGUCGAGUUUGUCGUCUAACAGAUUGCAGCCGGUGACGUGACCACGUCAUGAGAGGAAGGAAGCGUGUUGAGAAUGUCGGGGAUUUGGUGGCCGAGGCGCGCCGUGUUUAUCAACAAAACUUCGUCGAAGAUCCAGAAGUAGCGGUGUGCGCUCCGGGUCGCGUCAAUCUAAUCGGAGAGCACACCGAUUAUAACCAAGGAUAUGUUCUGCCCAUGGCUUUGCACCUGUCGACAGUAAUGGUGGGCAGCAGAACCUCUGGCCAGAGCUGUUCUGUUGUAACCAUUGCAGAAUCUGCAGAUGAGCCAAAGAAAGUGGACUUUGAUAUACCAUCUGAGAGCAUACCUCUGGCAGGAGGACAGCCCAUGUGGGCCAAUUAUGUUAAAGGAGUAGUACAACACUACAGAGCUAAGCCCCUGCCUGCAUUUAAAGCUGUAAUAGCCAGCAGUGUGCCACUCGGGGGUGGACUAUCCAGCUCAGCUUCACUUGAAGUGGCAGUGUACACCUUCCUCCAGCAGCUGUGUCCAGAUGAUGGGGAUAAGGUCGCAAAGGCACUGGCAUGCCAGAAGGCAGAGCAUACUCAUGCUGGAGUGCCCUGUGGUAUUAUGGAUCAGUUUAUUUCAGUUCUAGGCAAAGAAGGCCAUGCAUUGCUUAUUGACUGCAGAUCAUUGGAGGCCACUGCUGUCCCCUUGGUUGAUCCUGGUCUGGUCAUUCUUAUUACAAAUUCCAAUGUGAAGCAUGCACUGACAGGAAGUGAGUAUCCCAGCAGGCGAAAACAAUGUGAGGAGGCAGCAGCCGUUAUGGGCAAGAGCAGUCUAAGAGAUGCCACUAUGCAAGAUUUGGAGGAUGCCAAAGACUGCCUAGACAGUGUAACCUAUAGGCGAGUAUGCCACGUGAUUAAUGAGAUUGAACGUACAGCAAAGGCAGCUGAGGCUCUUAAAAGAGGAGAUUAUGAAGAGUUUGGAAAGCUAAUGGUGGAGAGUCACAAUUCACUUAGAGAUCUUUAUGAAGUGAGCUGUCCAGAGCUAGAUGUGCUGGUACUUGCAGCAAUGGAGGUUGAUGGAGUCUUUGGUAGUCGGAUGACAGGUGGAGGAUUUGGUGGAUGUACAGUUUCACUGCUUCGGGCUGAUGCCACUGAGAGAACUAUGAAGCAUAUAAAGGAGCGAUAUAGUGGCUGCCCAACUUUUUACAUAACUACCCCAUCGGAUGGAGCUCGCGUCCUCAGUGUAUUUGAGGAGAAUCAACAAUGAAGGCAAAGGGCCAUUUCAACAUUUAGGCAUGUGAUUAUGCAAUGAUAUCUCUUAAUCAGCGAAUAUUCCACAUUAAAGUCCUGAUUACUGUUCCAAAAUGUAGGAAAAGCCUUCCAAAAAGGGUGGACAUUAUUAAGAAAAGAUAAAACAUUUUGUGUAUUUCAAAGUCCGAUUAAAGCAAUGCAGACUGCAAAACACUCUGCAAAAACAUGGGGAGCUGUCACAUCUUUUUACUUAACAAAUAAUCUGAAUAAAAAAAAACCCAUCAAACUCA